AUGGGACUGCGCCGGGUGCGGAACCCGAUUCGGCUGGCACGACGGAUGCUCGAGCACGGCGAUGUUGAUUUGGGUGGGAGGGCCGGCCGGCAAGCGAGCCGCACAAGCCGCGGGGACAGCGAGGACAGCGAGGACCAGAACAGUGAGGACAUGCAGGGACCCAACAUUGACUCGGGCGCCCAAGGCCAUACGCAGAUUUAUGGUGCCGCCGCCGAGGUGUUGGCCACGCGCUACGGACUGCCGCUCGUCGAUCCGUCCUACUUUUUCACGCAGCAGCGGUGGGACGAGCAUGUACGUGCUCUCGAGGCCGAGAAACAAGGGCGGGCGGCCACGGGCUCCUGGUCGGCCAGCGAGUACCUCCCACAAGGCACGUGCGGCGCGGUGGCCCUAGACGCGGACGGGGUGGUGUGCUGUGCGACGAGCACGGGCGGCCUGACGAACAAGGUGACGGGCCGCGUGGGAGACACGCCGGUGGUGGGUGCAGGCUCGUGGGCGGGCACGUGGGCCGAGGACGGCGAUCCGACGGGAUGGGCGGCCGCGGCAGCGGCCGCAGCAGCGGCAGCGAGAACAGCAGGGGGUGUGCAGACGGCUCGCCCGGUUGUCGAGCUGUCUCGGGCUCUCUGCAACCUGCUGGCCGAUUGUCUUCCGAUUCCCUCGCCGACACCCCUUUUCUAUGAACCACUAUCGUCGACGCCAUCGUCGUCCACAAAAACAACACGCUCCAUCGGCCUGUCUGGCACGGGCAACGGCGACUCCUUUUUGCGCAUCAGUGCUGCGCACACGGUCGCGGCCAUGGCGCAGUACAAGCCGCUCUCGUUGGCUUCCGCGCUUUCGGCCGUGGCUGGUCCCGGCGGGUUGUUGCAGCAGAGUGCAGGCGAUCGCUGGGGCCGCGCCGGCGAGGGCGAAGGCGGCAUCAUUGGUGUUGAGUCCGUGGUUGUGCACGACGACCGUGGCCAUGUCCGGGAGGUCCGCACCGCCGUGAUCCAGGACUACAACAGCGGCGGCAUGUUCCGCGCGUGGGUCGACGAUGCCGGUGAGGUGCAGGUGCGCAUUUUCCGGGACGAGUAA
This is a messenger RNA of Sporothrix brasiliensis 5110, 1068 nucleotides long. RefSeq names its product L-asparaginase. Bases 1 to 1068 code for a protein of 355 amino acids. Gene Ontology annotation, molecular function: hydrolase activity. The transcript has a single exon. Lineage: Eukaryota; Fungi; Ascomycota; Sordariomycetes; Ophiostomatales; Ophiostomataceae. The record is from RefSeq and is a predicted model, not a curated record.